AACCAUUUCGGAAUGGCGAUUAGCUAGGACGGUGUGAAAUUGUUUGGCAAACAAGUUAUUUGAUGUUGACGAGAAUUUAGCUCACAUUUAGUUUGGACAUUGAUAAUGGCAGAUCUAAGGGCGCUGACUGUUUUGCUGUUACUGGUGUGCUUCACUGAUAAUAUAGUUGGCAAAAUAGUUCUACCGCACAAAUUACGCUACUUAGAAAAUAUGUUAAACGCCGAGGUUAUAGCAAAAGCAGCCAAGAUCCGGCAGCGCAUGGAAGCCAACCCUAAUAACCAAGACAAUGAAAAGAGCUGGCCUCUCAUCCUCGCAAAGUAUCAAGCCGACGAUAAGAGGAACAUGCCCGCGUACUCAUACGACAGUCUGUAUGCAAGACGAGUACCUAAUCUGUAAUUAAGUAGAAUAAACAAAAUCACCGAAUACAGUACCUGUAAUUUAUUAGAUUAGAGAAAAUCAACGAGUACCUAACCAGCAAUUCAGUAGCAUAGACAGAAUCGGGAAAUACUUAACCUGUAAAUUUGAUUACGUUUGGUAAAGAUAGCAACACUGUAGCAAGACGAAUACCUAAACUGUAAUUUAGAAUAAUAGACAAAAUUACCAAGUACCUUACCUGUAAUUUAGUAGCUAACCUGUAAUUUAGUAGAAUAAAAAAACGAAUACCUUACCUGUAAUUUAGUAGAUUAGCUAAAAUUCACGGAAGCCUAACCAGCAGUUCAGUAGCAUAGACAUAAUCGG
This is a messenger RNA of Pararge aegeria (speckled wood butterfly), 738 nucleotides long. RefSeq lists its product as uncharacterized. Bases 106 to 396 code for a protein of 96 amino acids. The transcript has 2 exons. NCBI's taxonomy places the organism in Eukaryota, Metazoa, Arthropoda, Insecta, Lepidoptera, Nymphalidae. The record is from RefSeq and is a predicted model, not a curated record.